AUGCCUGACGAGAUUCUCUUUCUGUACGGAGGAGACAAACCAUGGACCCCUGACGCGUGGGCCACGUCGGACGACCGCGUCCGCGGCGGCGCCAGCACCUCCCACCUCACGGUGCUGGGCCCCCGGCACGCCCGCUUCCACGGCCACCUCGACACCACGGCCCUCGGCGGCGCCGGCUUCGCCUCGCAGCACUCCCGGGGCGAGCUGCGCCUCGACCUCGGCGCCUACGACGGCAUCGUCGUGUCCAUCAGGGGCCCCGAGCCCGCCGACGGCAAGCGCUACGCCCUCACGCUCAAGGACGAGCUGCCCCCGCCGAGGGGCGACGGCCGCCAGCAGAGCUCCCUCACCUGGGAGGCCGACUUUGUGGCCGCGGGGCCGGGCGACGUCAAGCUGCCGUGGGACCGGUUCAAGCCUACCUACCGGGGGAGGGGGCAGCCGGGCGCGCGGGAGCUGAACCUGGCGAGCGUGAAGCGGGUCGGCCUGAUGAUGCGAAGCUUCUUUGGGCAGCAGCAGGGGGACUUUGCGCUGAACCUCUUUUCCAUCUCGGCUUGGAGGCAUGUUCCGCAUGGCGAGGGGCAGCAGGAGCAGGAGCAGGAGCAGGAGCAGGAGCAGGAGCAGGAGCAGGAGCAGGAGCAGGAGCAGGAGCAGGAGCAGGCCCGGGCCCAGGACGAGGACGAGGUCGACGACGACGACGACGAGGAUUUCAAGGCUCGGCAGGCCAUGGGUGGGCAGGGGCCGCGGCGCGCGUGGUGGAAGCGGCUGCUGUGCGGGAUGGUGUAA
Messenger RNA from Ustilaginoidea virens, 780 nucleotides. RefSeq lists its product as uncharacterized. Gene Ontology annotation, biological process: NADH dehydrogenase complex assembly. The transcript has 3 exons. The coding region runs from base 1 to 780 and encodes 259 amino acids. The record is from RefSeq and is a predicted model, not a curated record. NCBI's taxonomy places the organism in Eukaryota, Fungi, Ascomycota, Sordariomycetes, Hypocreales, Clavicipitaceae.